AUGGACCUGAGCUUGGGCACACUGGUAGAAGACACUCAAGAAGUGCAAGAAGACCAAGAAGACAACUUGUACCAGCAACGAGCUCUAGGUCAAGAUCUCCACCAACAAGGUGGCCGCGGCGGCGGCGGUGGCGAGCCAAGCCAUGGGGUGGAGCGGGAGCACAUGUUCGACAAGGUGCUGACCCCGAGCGACGUUGGCAAGCUCAACCGGCUGGUGGUGCCGAAGCAGCACGCGGAGCGGUUCUUCCCGGCUGCCGGUGCCGGGACGCUGCUGUGCUUCCAGGACCGCGGCGGCGCGCUGUGGCAGUUCCGGUACUCCUACUGGGGGAGCAGCCAGAGCUACGUCAUGACCAAGGGGUGGCGCCGCUUCGUCCGCGCCGCGCGACUUGCUGCUGGGGACACCGUCACCUUCUCCCGCGGCGCUGGCGGCGGCCGCUACUUCAUCGAGCAUCGCCACUGCCAGCGCCGCCGCCGCCGCGAUGUCGAUAUCAGCUUCGGCGACGCUGCCACCACCAUGCCGCCGUGGCCGAUAGUUGUCGGAGUGCAAGCCUUGAAUGGGGGUGCAACGAUGGCGGUGGAGACGGCGUCCCCCGCCAUCGCCGGUCAUGACACCGAGGUGGGACCCUCGGGGGCGAGGAGCUUCAGGCUCUUCGGGUUCAAUGUUGAGUGCAGCGGCGACGAUGCACCGGCACCGGCUUCCACCGAAGUGGAGUAUGUCGACGGCGACGGCGACAGCUAG
Messenger RNA from Miscanthus lutarioriparius, 738 nucleotides. Lineage: Eukaryota; Viridiplantae; Streptophyta; Magnoliopsida; Poales; Poaceae. The record is from the annotation of a GenBank genome assembly.